UCUACAGUGCUGCAUGCUGACAUACGACUGGCGAUAAAGAUCUUCGCCCGGUUUGGAUGACGUUCGCUGAGCUCCCAUCAUCAUGCCCAGAGUAUCUUGAUGGGUGCAUCCUGCCCGGAAACCCCACAUAUGAUAUGCGCGCAUUGACGAUCGUGUCAAUAGUUAUCCCGUUUUCUCCUCUGAUCGUCGAGUCGUCCAUUGUGAUGCUCAACUCCUACAGCUGCAUGCAGUUUGAUUGGCGUGCAUAUAACAGACGCCUGCCUGCUGCUAGCCUGGAGGGUGCAUAUGGGUAUUGUAGAUCGUCAGAUUCGGACUUUGACAUGAACGUAGUUGCGAUCAAUGACCCGUGGGUUGGACUGAGCUCAGUGAGUCUUCCAGCCCCGUUGCGCACCAUACACCAGAUUCUCGCUGCCAUCCCGCAACUGUAAGUCCGCACGCGGAAUGGAACUCGUCAGCGUUUGACCUGCUUUUGUAUCAUUCGGUCACUUUCAAAUACGCUUUCAAAUAGCCUGCUUUGCCGGCCUUGUCGAUCUCGGCGCAUGGUCAGUGAUGCAGCCGAUGGAACAAUGGUGGUUUGAGAACAAGGAGAUGAACUCGCUACGUACGUCAGCGGCGGUCACCGCCCCUGGCUCACCUUUUGUUUUCGCCAUUGUUCUCGGGUUUCUAUUGUUCCAGAAAGGAUCGCUUUCUUUCUCUUUCCUUGUAUCUAUGCUUAGACAGAUCAGCAAACUCAAGGGUCCAGCUAGACUCAUCCCACGAACACGCAUACAGCAGACAGCACUCCGCAUCCCCAGCAUCGCUACCCAGCCCUCCUUCCGCCUUUCCAAUCAACCAGUCACCAUCAGGGCAUACGCUACACCUGCUAGACAACCGAUUAGACUCCCAGAAACCCCUAUCAUGGCUUCCCCCUUCCCUCCCUGCCCUCCUAUCCCCAAGGCCAGCGGCCCUGUCAGCCUCAUCGUCCCUCCCACAGAAAACCGCGCCCACAAAUACUUGACGCUGGAAAAUGGACUUGAAGUCAUUGUUGUCAGCGAUCCCAAAGCCGACAAGGCUGCGGCUAGUAUGGAUGUCGGGGUUGGCCAUUUGAGCGACCCCGAGGACCUGCCAGGUUGUGCGCACUUUUGCGAACAUCUUCUUUUCAUGGGCACCAAGACCCACCCCCAAGAAAACGCCUACUCUCAAUACCUUUCCUCCAACAACGGUAGCUCCAACGCUUGGACCGCCAUGACCUCUACCAACUACUUCUUCGAUGUCAGCCCCGAUGCUCUGGAAGGCGCCCUUGAACGAUUCGCCGGUUUCUUCGUGGAACCUCUUUUCAACGAAGACUGUACCGAGAGAGAAAUCAAGGCGGUCGACUCUGAGCACAAGAAGAACUUGCAGAACGAUGUUUGGCGGUUCUACCAGCUCGAGAAGUCGCUUGCUAAGCCUGGCCACCCUUACGGCAAGUUCGGUACCGGCAACUACGAGUCACUGUGGUCAAUUCCCAAGGAGGCCGGCAGAGAUCCCCGGCGUCAAUUGAUCGAGUGGUGGGAGAAAGAGUACUGUGCCAGGAGAAUGAAGUUGGUGGUGGCGGGCAAGGAGGACGUCGAGACGCUGGCCAAGUGGGUGAAGGAGAAGUUUGCGAGUAUCCCCGUUAGAACGGAGGGCAAGCCUGAAGUCGGGCGAGAUGGUCAGCGAGUUGUCUUCGAGGACAGCCCCUUUGGUCCCGAGCAGCUCCAGAAAUUUACCUUUGCCAAGCCUGUGCGAGACAUCCGAGGCUUGGAGAUGGUGUUCCCCUUCCCCGACACUGAGCACUUGUAUGAGUCUAGACCCACACAUUUCCUGGCCCACUUCCUCGGUCAUGAAGGCCGCGGUUCCGUCCUCUCCUACUUGAAGAAGCAAGGAUGGGUCAACACCCUUCGGGCUGGUGACUACCACGACGCUUCCGGUUUCUCUCUUUUCAAGGUUGCCGUCGACCUCACCCCCGAGGGUCUCCAGCACUACGACGAUACCGCCAAGGCUAUCUUCAAAUACAUCUCUCUCCUUCGCUCUCAGCCUCCCUCCCGACUCGCCUUUGACGAGAUCAAGGCUAUCGCCGACAUCUCUUUCCGCUUCGCCGAACAAGGCAAGACAUCGCACUACUGCACCAACCUCUCCUCUUGGCUUCAGUCUCCUGUGCCGAGAGAGAAGAUUGUGAGCAGCAAGUGGCUGGUUGAGGAGUACAAGGAGGACGAGCUGUCUUCAGCUUUGCAGCUCUUGGACCCUAGGCGAGCAAACAUUGUUGUUACUUGCAAGGAAUUGCCCAAGAGUGUUCAAGGUACAUUCGAUCAGAAGGAGGAGAUUUACGGUACAGAGUACAAGAGGGUCAAGUUUAGCGAGGAAUUCCUGAGAGAAACUACCGCUGGUGCUCCCAUCCCCGAGCUCGCUCUCCCUGGUCCCAACCUCUUCAUCCCCAAGAAGUUUGACGUUGAGAAAUUCGAAGUCGCUGAACCCGCCAAGCGACCUGCCAUCCUUCGAGACACUCCCCUUUCCCGACUGUGGUACAAGCGCGACGACCGAUUCUGGCUUCCCAAGGCCAAUCUCGAGAUCAUGCUCCACAGCCCCAUCCUUAACGUCACUCCCCGUAAUGCCGUCCUCUCUCGACUCUUCUGUGACUUGUUCUCGGACGCCAUCACUGAAGACGUGUAUGACGCCGACCUUGCCGAGCUCAGUUUCGGCCUUUGGAACACGAGCCAGUGGAUCUCCAUUUCUGCCGGCGGUUUCAGCGACAAGCUCGCCGUCUUGACCGAGACCAUGCUGGACAAGUUUGUCAACUUCCAGGUCGACCCCAAGAGGUUCGAGGAAAUUCAGGAAGCUACCAGGUUGUACUGGAAGAACUUUGCCUUGAGCGACCCGUACAAGAUCGGUAGGUUCUGGGACUCUUAUGCCACGCAUGAGGUCAUGUGGACGCAGGAGGAGAAGCUGAGAGAGCUGGAGUACAUUACUGUGGCGGAUGUCCAGGCGUUCGGUAAAGAGAUGUUGGCUCGACUGCAUAUCGAGACCCUUGUCCAUGGCAACACUUCGCCAGAAGGUGCCAAGGAGAUUCAAGAUAUGCUCGAGCGAGUGCUCAGCCCGCGACAGCUUACUGCUACCGAGCUGAAGGCUACCAGGUCUCUUGUCCUUCCUGCUUGUGAGUCCCUUGUGUUUGAUUAUGAUGAGUGCUGAUCGGCGUAGCUACGGAACACGUCUGGGAGAUCCCCGUCCCCAACAAGUCGGAAGUCAACGGCGCCGUCAUCUACCAAUGUCACGUCGGCGAUCCCUCCGACGUCACUCUCCGCAACCACCUCUCCCUGUUCUCGCAGAUCGCCUCCGAGCCCUGUUUCGACACUCUUCGAACCAAGCAGCAGCUCGGUUACAUUGUGUCUGGACAUGCCUCGCAGUCGAGCGGUGCCAUGGGUUACUCUGUCCUCGUUCAGAGUGAGAGGGACCCAAUUUUUGUGGAGACGAGGAUCGAGGCGUUCUUGGAUGGCUUGAAGGAGACUUUGGAGGGAAUGAGCGACGAGGAGUUUGAAAAGCACAGGCAGAGUUUGAUUGCAAAGAAGGAGGAGAGGCCCAAGAACCUCAACGAAGAGAGCACGAGAUUCUGGGGUAGGAUCUCUGACAGAUACUACGAGUUUGCCAGGCGCGAGAACGAUGUGGCUGUCCUCAAGAAGGCGACCAAGCAGGACGUACUGAACGUCCUUUUGAACUACAUCCACACCUCAUCCUCCACCCGAGCCAAGCUCUCCAUCCACCUCCGAUCCCAAUACAAGGGCGUCAAAUUCGACAUCGCCGCCGCCGCCCCUCUUGUCGAGGCUUUCACCAAGGCUGGUAUCGCCGUCGACCCCGCCGCGAUCCAGACUCUCCUCACCAACAACCCAACUUUGCAACAAGUCAAGGACUUUGGUGUGGCUGCUAUUGAAGGCGCGGCGAAUGUUGCGGAGGAGGUCAAGGAGCAGCUGAAGAGUGUCGUGGAUGAGCUCAAGGGCAGCGAGGAGGCUACCGAGGAGCAAAAGGAGGAGGUGAAGCUGAGACCCGGAAACGUGUAUAUCGAGAAUAUUGAAGAGUUCAAGGCGAGGCUUGUGCCGAGUAAGGCUGCUGUACCGGUGGAGCCUUUGCGUCAGUUGGUGGCGAAGUUGUAGUAGAUCUUUGGAAUCAUCAAGUAUAGCAUUGUGUGGUGGAAGCAACAUGCAUCACUCUAGUCAAUAGUAUCAUUCCUUGGUUGUGAUCGGGUGGCGACACAUAGCGAUACGUCUCGUCCGCGAACUUGCUAUACGCUUGUACCCGUUACACUAAUCCGACAAAGGUCAGAAGAACGAUUUGUCAAAUGUUAUGCCCAAGAGGUCAGUCUGCCAGUACGGUAGCUGUGUUGACGACUAUGAAUCCACGCGGGUGCGUGGCUUAUACAACAGGGAUGUUGGCAUGCUGGACAAUUGUGAUGCCGCUCAUCAGCGUAGAGAGCGUACAUAGCGUAAAG
This is a messenger RNA of Cryptococcus amylolentus CBS 6039, 4474 nucleotides long. RefSeq lists its product as hypothetical. The record is from RefSeq and is a predicted model, not a curated record. Bases 550 to 3183 code for a protein of 877 amino acids. Gene Ontology annotation, cellular component: cytosol; mitochondrion. Gene Ontology annotation, molecular function: metalloendopeptidase activity; metal ion binding. Gene Ontology annotation, biological process: peptide catabolic process. Lineage: Eukaryota; Fungi; Basidiomycota; Tremellomycetes; Tremellales; Cryptococcaceae. The transcript is spliced from 5 exons.